Molecule: messenger RNA, 933 nt
Organism: Penicillium griseofulvum
Lineage: Eukaryota; Fungi; Ascomycota; Eurotiomycetes; Eurotiales; Aspergillaceae
Exons: 2
Coding region: 1-933 (310 amino acids)
Source: RefSeq, a predicted model, not a curated record
AUGGGUGCUAAGGUCGGCGUCUUCCCAGCCUCUGGGGCCCUUGGAUCAAGCAUCGUGAACCACCUAGCGAAACUAGUCCCAGAAUCCGACCUGGUUCUGGUUGCUCGACGUCCCGAGCAACUGCAUGACAUCAAGCAAGCUGGCGCUACCGUACGCAAGGCCGACUAUGAUGAGCCAUCCACGUUAGACACAGCCUUCAACGGUGUGGAUGUUUUGAUGCUGGUUUCAUAUGCAUCAUUCGAAAUAGAUCACAGAGUCAAGGCACACCGCUAUGCUAUAAACGCGGCCAUCAAAAGUGGCGUCAAGCACAUCUUCUACUCAUCUCUUGGAUUCGGGGGCGAUCUAACCAACCAGAGCAUUGCUCAUGUGAUGGGCGCCCACAUCGAAACAGAGAAAUACUUCUCUUCUCUGAAAGAAACGGUAUCGUACACCUCAGUCCGUGAGGGCUUGUACACUGAGUCCUUCCCCAUCUACACCGCGUUCUAUGAUCUUGAGAAUCCAGCAGAUGAGGUUACGAUCCCUCAUUCAGGCACAGGCCCAGGCGUGGCGUGGGUCAAGCGCGAUGAACUGGGCGAGGCAACCGCUAAGUUGAUUGUCUCGUACCUCAAGGAUCCGGCGAGCUUCGAGUAUUUGAACAAGGCUGUUCUGUUCUCUGGGCCUCGGGAAAUCUCUCUUGCGGAGACGGUUGAGAUUAUCGGUCGUGCGGUGGGAAAAUCGCUGAAGAUCCGGGAGAUCUCGGUCGAUGAGUAUGUGAAUCUUCCUGGGAUUGGUGAUAAGCAGACAUACCAUGGGGUUAAUCUGUCGAGGGAGUGGGCUUCAGCUUGGGAGGCCAUUAGACGGGGCGAGGCUGCAGUCGUGUCUCCAGUCCUACGUGAGAUCUUGGGGCGUGAGCCUGAGAGCUUUGAAACUACUAUCAAGGCGAUGGUUGGAUGA